AUGUCGACAACCGGAAGCGGCGUUGCUACCAGGCCGGAUCAUUGGGGUACGGCGGGUAUCGUUUGCAGCCUACUCACAGGGCUUCUCAUCAGCACCUGGGGCUAUUACACCCCAUGCGGAGUCGUGGGCUCAGCUCUCGUUGUUGCGUCAGGUUUCAUGUUGACCCGUCUCCAAGUCGACGCAUCCGCAGCGCAGUGGGUCGGCUUUCAGGCGACGGGGGGUAUUGGGUUGGGUUUGGCGUCCGAGGUGCCCAUCAUCGCCAUCCAGACCGUGUUGGCGAACACGGACAUUGAGGUUGGGUUAGCCAUGGUGAUGCUGUGCCAGUCGCUGGGCGGCUCAGUCUUGCUUAUGGCAGCACAGAAGAUCUUUAUAUCACGUCUGCAGGGCAUCCUUCAAACAUCGGGACUUGCAGAGUCAGGUCAGUCUCUCGACGUGGUGGGUGCGACAUCUAUCUGGGAGAAAGUACAACCCGGGGAACGGAGGCAAUUCCUGCACAAAUAUAACGAGGCGCUGCGGUUGCCCUAUUACUGUGCUGCCGCUGCCGCUCUGAUCGGCUUUGGAUGCGCCCUCAACCUGGGAUGGGUAAGUGUUAAGAAGAUGCACCGUUGA
This is a messenger RNA of Aspergillus terreus NIH2624, 609 nucleotides long. RefSeq lists its product as uncharacterized. The coding region runs from base 1 to 609 and encodes 202 amino acids. Gene Ontology annotation, molecular function: transmembrane transporter activity. The transcript has 2 exons. Gene Ontology annotation, biological process: transmembrane transport. The record is from RefSeq and is a predicted model, not a curated record. Lineage: Eukaryota; Fungi; Ascomycota; Eurotiomycetes; Eurotiales; Aspergillaceae.